This is a messenger RNA of Stereum hirsutum FP-91666 SS1, 2397 nucleotides long. RefSeq names its product catalase. Gene Ontology annotation, biological process: response to oxidative stress; hydrogen peroxide catabolic process. Gene Ontology annotation, molecular function: heme binding; catalase activity. The record is from RefSeq and is a predicted model, not a curated record. Gene Ontology annotation, cellular component: cytosol. The transcript has 11 exons. Lineage: Eukaryota; Fungi; Basidiomycota; Agaricomycetes; Russulales; Stereaceae. Bases 1 to 2244 code for a protein of 747 amino acids.
AUGUCUUCCGUCACCGAAGCCAUCAAAUCUACUUUUGGCGGCCCAACGAAUACCGCGAAGCACGCCGACCUUCAGCGUGACGUCGUAGACCCGAGUAAGGUCACGCAGAAUGUCCUCACCACCGAUCAUGGCGUGAAAGUCUCCGACACCGACAACUGGUUGAGAGCGACGAAUGGUAGCAACGUCGGGCCCGCGCUGCUCGAAGACCAGAUUGCAAGAGAGAAGAUACAUCGUUUCGACCACGAGCGCAUCCCAGAACGGGUCGUCCAUGCACGUGGUGCUGGUGCGUUUGGUUACUUCAAGGUUCACGAUAAUCGUGCCUCCAAAUACACCUCCGCUCCUGUCCUCACCGACCCUUCGCGGACAACACCUGUUUUCAUCCGCUUCAGUACUGUUCAAGGCUCUCGGGGAAGCGCCGACACCGUCCGUGACGUUCGAGGCUUCGCCAUCAAGUUCUAUACGGAGGAAGGUAACUGGGAUCUUGUCGGUAACGACAUCCCAGUCUUCUUCAUUCAAGACUCCAUCAAGUUCCCCGACGUCGUCCAUGCCGUCAAGCCUGAGCCGCAUAAUGAGGUGCCGCAAGGCCAGAGUGCCCAUAAUAACUUCUGGGAUUUCGUCGGUCUUCAACCAGAAUCCGCACACAUGGUAAUGUGGGUGAUGUCAGAUCGUGGGGUUCCUCGCUCGUACCGUAUGAUGCAAGGUUUCGGUGUGAACACGUACUCCCUCUAUAAGAUGGACGGUGAACUUCACUAUGUCAAAUUCCACCUCAUUCCCGAACUCGGCGUACACAGUCUUUCCUGGGACGAGGCGCUCAAGAUUAACGGUCAAGAUCCCGACUUUCACCGCAAGGAUCUCUUCGAGGCCAUCGAAAGCGGUUGUCCCGCUAAGUGGAAGUUCUGUAUUCAGACUAUCCCUCAGUCGAAGGAACACGACUUCGAGUUCGACAUUCUGGACGCCACUAAGUUGUGGCCCGAAGAACUUGUGCCUCUCGAAGAGAUUGGGGAGCUCGUCCUGGACCGUAACCCACAAGAGUAUUUCCCGGAGGUCGAGCAGGUCGCUUUCUGCACCUCCCAUGUCGUCCCCGGUAUUGGCUUCAGCGACGAUCCCCUUCUCCAAGGCCGUAACUUCUCGUACUUCGACACUCAAAUUAGCCGCCUUGGUAUCAAUUGGGAGGAGCUCCCCGUCAAUCGUCCCGUUUGUCCAGUGUUGAAUCACCAGCGCGAUGGGCAGAGAAGGCACCGUAUCACGCCUGGCCAAAUCAACUAUUCCCCGAAUCGCAUGGACGUCUUUCCUCCGGUCCCCCCUUCCGCAGAUGGCAAAGGUGGCUAUCACACCCACCCACUCAAAGUCGAAGGCAUCAAGCAGCGUGUACGAACUGCUAAAUUCCAGGAGCACUUCAACCAAGCUCAGCUCUUCUAUAACUCCCUCGCACCGAUCGAGAAGAAGCAUUUAAUCUCUGCCAUCUCUUUCGAACUGGACCAUUGUGACGACCCAGUUGUAUAUGAGUCAUACACCAAGGUCCUCAACAACAUUGAUUUCGACCUCGCGAAGCAGGUGGCGAUCAACGUCGGUGGCGUCAUUCCGGACAAACCUGCUAGACAAAACCACGGCAAGAAGAGCGCCCCGCUCUCGCAGAUGUACUAUAAGCCGGAGAAGCCUACCAUCGCUAGUCGCCGCAUCGCAUUCCUCAUCGCUGAUGGCUUCAACUUGACGGAAUUCACCGCUGUGCGCGCUGCGUUCGCCAGCGCGAAGGCCAACUGCUUCAUCAUCGGUCCCCGCCGUGGCGAGAUUUACCCCGCUGGUGUGGAGCAUAAGCCUGGUAACGGCAUUGGCGCCGACCACCACUUCGAGGGCCAGCGUUCGACGUUGUUCGACGCCCUUUACAUCCCCUCUGGCGAGCACGUCGCGACCCUUGCGAAGAAUGGCCGCACGAUCCACUGGGUGCUGGAGGCAUUUGGCCACUGCAAGGCUAUCGGUGCCGUUGGCGAGGCCGUGACCUUCCUCCGUGAUGCUGUUCGUCUCCCUGGCGCUGUCGAGCUCCAGACCGAUCUCAAGAGCGAUGGUGUGGUCGAGUCAUACGGUGUCGUUACCGCUGGUUCUUACAGCGCGAAGUCGGGCGCUAGCGACGCUAUCAAAAUCGCGCCCGGAGAGAAGGGCUUCGCCGCCAAUUUUGCCUUCGCCAUCUCUCAGCACAAGAACUUCCAACGAGAAUUGGACGGUCUGACUGACAUGGUUGCGUAUUAAUUGAGGAGAUAAUCAGUGAAGCAGUCGCAGCCGUUAUACUAUAGUUGUACCAGUAUAUGCAGUGUACAUUUUGUUAGCUUAUUGUUUGAUAAUCUCCGCCCUUUGUAUAAUAUCUCGCGUGUUCUUGCAUCCAACUUUCUCUUCACGACGAAC